Molecule: messenger RNA, 1566 nt
Organism: Linnemannia hyalina
Lineage: Eukaryota; Fungi; Mortierellomycota; Mortierellomycetes; Mortierellales; Mortierellaceae
Source: the annotation of a GenBank genome assembly
AUGUCACACGAAGGAGACAAGAACCCAGUUAUCACGAUCCCCGGUCUUGGAGUCGUCCAGGGCAUCCUAGACCCAACGCACAAGGUCGCCAAGUUCUUGAACGUCCCUUUUGGUAUCGUCCAGGAGCGAUGGCGCCCAGCCGUCAAGGCCCAACCCUGGAACGGCGUUCUUGAUGCCUCCUGCAACGGGCCGAUGUCGCCGCAACAGACGGUGAACCAUCCGUUCAUCACGAUGCUCCUUGGUGCACCGAGUACCAACGACUUUGAGAACACCAUGAGCGAGCGCGAUUGUUUGAAUUGUAACAUCUUUAUGCCCACCUCUGCUGCUCUGACGUCGUCGGAAUUGUUACCGGUCAUGGUGUGGAUCUAUGGAGGUUCUUUCCGAGCUGGCACCAACUCCAGUCCUCUCUACGAUUGUACAGAGAUGCUGUUGACGGGAAUAGACCUCCAGAAGCCCUUCAUCGCCGUGGCGAUUAACUACAGAGUCAACUACCUCGGCUUCCUUUCCUCCUCAGAACUCCUCCUCGACAAUCAACACCACAUCCAAACCAUCAUCCCUCCACAGCAACAGAAAUGGUACGACGGCUCGAUCGGGAACUGGGGACUUUUAGAUCAAAUCCUGGGCCUGGAAUGGAUCCAGGAAUACAUUGGCGCGUUUGGCGGGGAUAAAGGGAAGGAGGGAUUGGAGCCGUUGGAGAAGGUGCGCAGGUUGAGAGGGGUUUGUGCAAAGGAUUUGGCGGAGGAGUUGAAUUUGGUCGAGUUGGUGUGUUUCCGUCCUGCUUUGGAUGGUGUUGUGUUUCGGGAGGAUAGUCGAGUUCUGGUGGGGGAUCCUGAGGCGUAUGGGAGAGAGUUGGAGUGGGUCGUUACUGGGACCUGUAACGACGAAGGAUCGGUAUUCGCCCCAAUGUUUGGCGCAACAACCCUCGAAGCCUUCGCAUCCCUCAAAACCCGUCUCUGCCCACCUUCCGACUCUGCCUUCUUCGACACCCUCUUCGGGAUCCCCAGCACAGACGCAGAAGCAGCAAUCAUCUCUGCCCGUCUAACAGGGAACGGGAUCUUCAAAUACCCCACCCUCCAAGUCAGUCAGGCCAUCCUCGCCCACCCGACCGCCCAAUUGACCCGGUUCCAUUUCGAUACACACAUCAAGGGCGAGGAGAAGAUCAUGCAAGGGUUGGGGGCACAUCAUGGGAUCGAUAUGUUUUUCACGUUUGGGGGUAAAGUUGCGGAGGACUUGUUGGAGAUGAAUGAGAGGAGGAUGAUCAGGAAGGUUCAGGAGGUCUGGAUUGAAGUCAUCACUGCCCACUCGCCUGAAUCCUCUUAUUUGCCCAAAGUCUCUUCCUCCUUCUCCUUCCUCCCAACAAAUAACGAGGCCGACACUCUUCCAAAGGAAGCAAUUGUAUUCGGGAACGACAUGCAAAUCCACAAAGAUAUCGCAGAACGCAUGUCGAUCGACGAAAUCGAGUUCUGGAAACGUGCUUCAGCAUUCGCGGUCGAGAAGACUACCAAGGGCCGAGGCCAUCAAGUCUUUUUCGAUUUCUCUCAAGGAAUCCUCACCUCCGCACCUUAG